Molecule: messenger RNA, 1578 nt
Organism: Conger conger (European conger)
Lineage: Eukaryota; Metazoa; Chordata; Actinopteri; Anguilliformes; Congridae
Gene: kcnv2a
Product: potassium channel, subfamily V, member 2a
Exons: 2
Coding region: 7-1578 (523 amino acids)
Biological process (GO): protein homooligomerization; potassium ion transmembrane transport
Cellular component (GO): voltage-gated potassium channel complex; membrane
Molecular function (GO): voltage-gated potassium channel activity
Source: RefSeq, a predicted model, not a curated record
GGCAGCAUGCUGAGCCUCAAGAGGAGGAGGCAGAGCCUCUUCCCCAACUACAAGGUGGGAGGGGGGUCGGAGUCCGUGGCCCAGGAGGAGGUGGACCACCACCUGCCCUUUGCCAAGGAGAGCUGCAUGAAGCAGUGGAACUCCAUGCAGGAGCUGAGCCGGGACAUCUACAACAUAUACGACGAGUACGAGAACGAGGAGGAAGACAGGGUUCCCCUCACGCAGCUGAGACUCGCCUCGCCCACCAAGAAUUACAUGCUCAACAUCAACGUGGGCGGCAAGGUCUACCAGAUGUCCCACCACGUGGCGGCCCAGUACCCCAAGACGAGGAUCGGGAGGCUGGCGACGUACACGGACCACAACCGCAAGCUGGACCUCUGCGACGACUACACGGUGCAGAACAACGAGUACUUCUUCGACCGCGACCCGGACAUCUUCCACAACAUAUUCAACUUCUACCGGACGGGAGUGCUCUGGGUCAAGGACGAGCUGUGCCCCCGAAACUUCCUGGAGGAGAUCAACUACUGGGGCGUGCGAAUCAAGAACACGCACCGCUGCUGCCGCAUCUCCUUCGAGGAGCGGCAGGACGAGAUCAACGACCAGCUGAAGAUCCAGCGGGAGCUGCAGGCGGAGGUGGAGAUCGAGGAGAACGAGGAGCUCUUCCGCGACAUGGCCUUCGGCCACGCUCGGCGCGCCGUCUGGAACCUUAUGGAGAAGCCCUUCUCCUCGGUCACUGCCAAGCUCAUGGCGGUGGCCUCCAGCUUCUUCGUCCUAGUGUCGCUGGUGGCCAUGACGCUCAACACGGUGGAGGAGAUGCAGUACCGCCGGCCCACGGGCCAGCUCAGCGGCAGGACCUACUGCGAGUACGUGGAGACGCUCUGCAUCGCCUUCUUCACCAUGGAGUACCUGCUGCGGCUGGCCUCCACGCCCGACCUGCGGCACUUCAGCCGCAGCGUGCUCAACGCCGUGGAUCUCAUCGCCAUCCUGCCGCUCUACCUGCAGAUGGUGCUGGAGUACUUCGAGAGCGAGGACCCGGGCAAGCACGCCGACAUCGAGACGGUGAGCCGCGUGGGCAAGGUGGGCCAGGUGCUGCGCAUCAUGCGGCUCAUGCGUAUAUUCCGCAUCCUGAAGCUGGCCCGCCACUCCACGGGCCUGCGCGCCUUCGGCUUCACCCUGCGCCAGUGCUACCAGCAGGUGGGCUGCCUCUUCCUCUUCAUCGCCAUGGGCAUCUUCACCUUCUCCGCCAUGGUCUACACCGUGGAGCACGACAUGCCCCAGACUAACUUCACCAGCAUACCCCACGCCUGGUGGUGGGCUGCAGUGAGCAUUUCGACGGUGGGCUACGGAGACGUGUUCCCAGAGACGCCCCUGGGUCGGAUUUUUGCCUUCGGCUGCAUCUCUUUCGGCAUCAUCCUCAACGGCAUGCCGAUCUCCAUCCUCUACAACAAGUUCUCAGACUAUUACUCCAAGCUCAAAGCGCACGAGUACACCUCCAACGUGAAGAACCGUGGGAAAAUCAGGUUCGCCAGGAGGGCAGUGAAGAAGCUUACGGAGUGCUGCGAAGGUGCCUCGCAUUAG